AUGGCCACCACACCGGAGGAAUUCUUCGUCAAGGAUCUCACGGAGCAGCCACCAGCAUUCCCACCUGUCUUUCCUGACCUUCGCCAGAAGCCCAAUGGCAGCAGCGAGGGCCAGCAUCAUGUUCCUAAUGCCAUGAUGCUCCCUUACAUCGCACGCAUGCUCAUGGAGGAUGACGAUGGCGAUAAUAACCUCACUGAUCACCCUGCGCUACUCCAGGUGCAGCAGCCCUUUGUGCAAAUCCUCCGCUCCCUUUCCUUCGACGCUAACACAUACACCAACAACACGGAGGGGCCCAAAGAUUUUUGCAUGAAGACCAUGGUGGUGAAAGAGGGAUUAGUUUGCCCUUAUCCAACGUGCAUGGAAGAAGCCAACAUGUUCUUGCCCAAAGACAACAACUUGACAAAGGAUGAGCAGGGGAAUCAAAUCAGGGAAAGCAACGUUAUUGGUAGUAGGAUCAAGAAAAGGUAUAACAGGGAUCACCUUCUAGAGGAGGAGGUAAGAAGUACCAGCAAAGCUAUGAUGAUGAUCAAGGAGCCAGAGGAGAAAUGUGGCAACGAGAUGCUUGGCAAAAUGAUGUUGCAUGCCUAUGAGGCAUGCAUCACGCGUAUGGAACGUGUCACCUUGGACAAUAAUGGCUCAGAUAAAAGAAACAAGAAGAAUUGGAGGAUCAAAUCGGCAAGGAACAAUGUGGUCGACAUAGGCACAUUGUUGAUGUCUUGUGCACAGGCGCUAGCAGAGGGCGAUCACAUGAGAGCACAUGAGCUACUGAUGCAAAUCAAGCAACAUGCUUCGGCAACAGGGGAUGGCACCCAACGGCUAGCUCAUUGUUUCACCAAGGGGCUAGAGGCACGCAUAGGGGGCAAAGGGAGGAAGAUUUGGCAGUUGCUUAUGUUACAGCACCCCUCAGUGGUGGAGUUCCUCGAGGCCUUUAACCUUUACACUAAAGCUUGUUGCUUCCUCAAUGUGACAUUCAUUUUUUCAACAAUGACCAUCAUGCAGGCCAUGGUGGGUAAGAGCAGGUUGCAUAUUGUGGAUUAUGGUAUGCGUUACGGGUUCCAAUGGGCAGGCUUGCUCCGCUUGCUAGCAAGUAAACAAGGCGGCCCGCCGGAGGUGAAGUUCACCGCCAUAACCCGGCCCAAGCCUGCAUACUACCCAAGUGACCAGAUUGAGAAAAUAGAGUGCCGGCUCAUGAAAUGUGCCCAUGAGCUUGGCUUCCCCUUCGUUCAAGUUCCACGCAAUCAUGAGAAACUGGGAGGAUAUUUCCAUCAUGGACUUGCACACAGACGUUGA
Messenger RNA from Miscanthus lutarioriparius, 1290 nucleotides. The record is from the annotation of a GenBank genome assembly. NCBI's taxonomy places the organism in Eukaryota, Viridiplantae, Streptophyta, Magnoliopsida, Poales, Poaceae.